CUCCUCUUCAUUCCUCCGAUCGCCACUAUCCCUUCUUUUUUAAUAUUAAAUAUUAUUACGUCCUCUGCUUCAGUUUCUUUCAUUCAUCUUUUCGUUUUCCUUCUAUCACUACCAUUUUCAUUUGUAAAAGCAUCCAUCGCUAUUGUGUUUGAUAUUCCGAUCGGAAACAAAUCAAACUACUGUUUGUCUCACCUUUAUACCCAAAUAAAUUUUCAUUCUCACACAAUUCUCUAAACCCAAACAGAUCUCAAGGUUGAUCCCCUUUAUUUCCUCCAACACACCCUCCAACACACACACAUACAUUCCUCUCUAUCCCAGAACCAUGUCCGCAGAGAAGGAAAAUGAGAUUUACGAAGCCCGUAGUGUCCAUAGUGACAAGGAGUCUAUCGUUGACCUCAUGGCCGAGAGGCCUGAGCAAGGAUCCAAUCUUUUGGCGUAUGCCAACGUCGUCUGCGUUGUUGCAGGAACCGGUACCCUGGGUCUCCCAUAUGCUCUUAGAUUAGGUGGAUGGAUCAGUGUCGGUAUCGUGAUCCUUUCUCUCUUGAUGUCUAUUUAUACCGCUAUCCUCCUCAUGAAGUGCCUUUACUAUAACGGAAAGUACCGCCUUUCCUCAUAUCAAGAGAUCGGUCGUCAUGCCUUUGGCAAGCCUGGUCUCGUUGCUGUCUGGUUCUUCCAUACCACAAUCGUCCUUGGUGCACCAAUCAUGUACCUGAUCUUAUCAGGUACAGAGAUGAAAGGUCUGGUCCCCAAUGACGCUAUCAGUGUUAAGGCUUGGAUUUGGAUCUCUGCUGCGAUUGUUGCAGUUCCCUUUGUGGCAAUGAAGACAUUGAAGGAAGUGGCUGUCAUGUCCAUCUUUGGAGCUUUGGCAACUGUUGUCCUGGUCAUCGUUGCUGUCCGUGGAUCUAUCAUGGACUUGAGCAAUCCCACAUACGCAAAUGUCGGUCAUGAUACUGUCAUCCUUGCCAACCUGCCCACUACGGUUGCUUCCAUCUCGAUUUGCUUUGGAGGAAAUGUCGUCUACAUGCAUGUCGAAGAAGCCAUGAGAUACCCCCGUAGCUGGAACCGUGUGGUCGCUGUAGCUCUUUUUACUUGCUCUAUCCUCUACUUGGCCACAGCCAUCCCCGGUUACAUCACUUACGGCGAUGCUGCCAGAUCCCCUAUCCUCGAGAACUUGCCCAAGGAUGUCUUCACAAAGAUUGGAACUGUAGUCAUUAUUAUUCACGUCAUCUUGGCAGCCCCUAUCUUGUUGACCUCCUUUGCCUUGGAAUUUGAACGUCUGUUCGACAUCACAGUGGCUCGCCGAGGCAAGAUCAUGGAGCGUGUCUACCGCACGAUUACUCGCUUGAUCGUCGUUGGUUUUUGCGGAAUCAUUGCCUGCACUGUUCCAUAUUUUGGUCACUUUUUGUCUCUUUUGGGAGCCCUUGGCAACUGCACCUUGAUCUUUGUAUUGCCUAUCCUGUGCUAUUUCAAGUUGAUCGGAUGGAGACAUUUGAAGUGGUAUGAGUUGGCUUGGUGCGCUCUUAUCGUGCUCAUUGGUGUCAUCUCUGCCAUCAUUGGGUCUAUUGAUGCUAUCAAGGCUCUCAAGGAGUCCAUUGAAAAAGAUAGCCAGUAAACAAUCAAACAGUUUUUUUUUAUCGAUUUUGCUCGCGGAGCACGAGCCAUACCUUGUUCUUCUGCUACCAAAAAAUCCACGGCAAAUCAGUUGUAUAUUAGCUUUUUUAUUUUAUUUUUUUUAUUUUACCUCCUCCCUCUGAUUUCUCUCCAAGAGCUCUAUUCUAUCACUCCACAGGCGAGCUUACUGAUAUCCGAAGUCGUUGCUCUUGAUUGUAUAUGUAUAAUAAAAUAAAGAGAAAGCGUCAAAGUGUACACACAUGCAAUCCGUUAAACUGGUCUUGUAAAUCUUGGGUUACAGUUACACAGGAAUUAAUUAGCC
This is a messenger RNA of Lobosporangium transversale, 1933 nucleotides long. Its product is annotated as transmembrane amino acid transporter protein-domain-containing protein. The coding region runs from base 323 to 1612 and encodes 429 amino acids. Gene Ontology annotation, molecular function: amino acid transmembrane transporter activity. The record is from RefSeq and is a predicted model, not a curated record. Gene Ontology annotation, cellular component: vacuolar membrane. Gene Ontology annotation, biological process: amino acid transmembrane transport. NCBI's taxonomy places the organism in Eukaryota, Fungi, Mortierellomycota, Mortierellomycetes, Mortierellales, Mortierellaceae. The transcript is spliced from 2 exons.